CUAAGCGCGGCUGCCGGUGUCCCUUUCGCCUUCACACCCGCGCUGCUGCCGCCAACUUGAGCCAUGGGUUGCCCAGCCCUCCUGCUCUUGCUCCUGGUUUUCUUGGCACCCGGGACUUGUAUAGACUCCCGGCGGGUACUAAGGACCCUCAGCAGCCUGCACUUGCCAACCAACCCCGCAUCCCGGUCCUCUGUAGCCAAGAAUUACUCAGUUUUUUAUUUCCAACAGAAGGUUGAUCAUUUUGGAUUCAGUAACAUGAAAACUUUUAAACAGCGGUACCUGCUAGCUGACAAACACUGGGAUAAAGAUGGUGGAUCGAUACUUUUCUACACUGGUAACGAAGGGGACAUUGUUUGGUUUUGUAAUAACACGGGGUUCAUGUGGGAUGUGGCUGAGGAACUGAAAGCUAUGUUAGUGUUUGCUGAACAUCGAUAUUAUGGAGAGUCCUUGCCCUUUGGCAACAACUCAUUCCAGGAUGGCAGACACUUGAAUUUUCUGACAUCAGAACAAGCUCUAGCUGAUUUUGCUGAGUUAAUCAAACAUUUGAAAAGAACAAUCCCAGGAGCUGAAGAUCAGCCUGUCAUUGCAAUAGGGGGCUCUUAUGGUGGUAUGCUUGCAGCCUGGUUCAGGAUGAAAUAUCCUCACAUAGUAGUUGGAGCCCUUGCAGCUUCUGCCCCUAUCUGGCAGUUUGAGGACUUUGUUCCUUGUGAUAUGUUUAUGAAGAUUGUAACUACAGAUUUUAAGAAAAGUGGUUCAAAUUGUUCAGUGACUAUCCUCAGGUCCUGGGAUGCCAUUAACAGACUCUCAAGUACAGGCAGUGGUCUACAGUGGCUUGCUCAAACCCUUCACUUAUGUAGCCCAUUGACAUUCGAGGACAUCCCAAAUUUGAAAGAAUGGAUUAUGGAAACUUGGGUGAAUCUGGCAAUGGUGAACUACCCUUAUGCAUCUAACUUUUUGCAGCCUUUGCCUGCUUGGCCUAUCAAGGUGGUGUGCCAGUAUUUGAUAAAUCCUAGUGUACCGGAUUCAAUGUUGAUACAGAAUAUUUUCCAAGCUCUGAAUGUAUAUUAUAAUUAUUCAGGCCAGGCAAAAUGCCUAAAUAUUUCAGAAACAGCAACUAAGAAUUUGGGAUCCCUGGGUUGGAGCUAUCAGGCUUGCACGGAAAUGGUCAUGCCCUUUUGUACCAGUGGUAUUGAUGACAUGUUUGAACCUCACCAAUGGAACUUGAAGAAAUAUUCUGAUGAAUGUUUUAAACAAUGGGGUGUGAGACCAAGGCCCUCCUGGAUCAUUACCAUGUAUGGAGGGAAAAACAUCAAAUCACACUCGAACAUCAUUUUCAGCAAUGGUGAUCUAGACCCCUGGUCAGGAGGUGGAGUAACCAAAGACAUCACAGACACCCUGGUUGCAGUCACCAUCAAGGAGGGGGCCCAUCAUUUGGAUCUUAGAGCCAACAAUGCCUUGGAUCCUACAUCUGUGCUAUUAGCACGUGCCCUGGAAAUUGAACACAUGAAGCGAUGGAUCAAAGAUUUCCAUGACAAUGUCAGAAGGCAGCCCUGAGCAACUUUUGAUCAUUUAUAGUUUCUUCUUUUAUGUUCAAUACACCCCUAUUCCCAUUCACUUUGGUUUUCUAUGUGUAAUAACUUUCCCUCAUUUGUCAUUAGAUUUGGUGGUGCCCAGGUUGAGAUAGAAGAGAGGGUGAUGGAGGUGUUGCCAACCCAAUAAUGUCGUAGCCCAGGUAGUCAACCUGCAUGCAUCACCUACAGGAAGAAAUCUCAUCAUGAUGCCUCCCACACCAUCAGUGGCCCUCAUAACUCAAGCAGAGUUUCUCACUGCCUUUCAAAAGAGAGUCACUUCCUUUGUUUCCCUGCAAGUAGGCAUUUGAAUUCUGAGUUCUGAGAUUGAAAUCUCUUUUGCCAUAUGCAAGUCCCCAUUCCUACUCACCAAAAGGAAAAGCAGAAGAUAGAUAAAAAUGACGUAAGUGCAGCUGGUAGGAAGAAUGUCUGAUGCUAAUCCAGGAAAUGGGGUCAUUCCUUUUGUACUUGAUUUAAUGACUUUAAAAUGUGCUGUAAAUAAAGAAUAAGGCUGGACCUUA
Molecule: messenger RNA, 2089 nt
Organism: Marmota flaviventris (yellow-bellied marmot)
Lineage: Eukaryota; Metazoa; Chordata; Mammalia; Rodentia; Sciuridae
Gene: Prcp
Product: prolylcarboxypeptidase
Biological process (GO): negative regulation of systemic arterial blood pressure; proteolysis; regulation of blood vessel endothelial cell migration
Molecular function (GO): dipeptidyl-peptidase activity; serine-type exopeptidase activity
Source: RefSeq, a predicted model, not a curated record